Molecule: messenger RNA, 3841 nt
Organism: Oreochromis niloticus (Nile tilapia)
Lineage: Eukaryota; Metazoa; Chordata; Actinopteri; Cichliformes; Cichlidae
Gene: hck
Product: HCK proto-oncogene, Src family tyrosine kinase
Exons: 13
Coding region: 258-1769 (503 amino acids)
Biological process (GO): protein phosphorylation
Molecular function (GO): ATP binding; protein tyrosine kinase activity; protein binding
Source: RefSeq, a predicted model, not a curated record
CAAGAGCACGAUUGGUGUGAGCUUGUUCCUCUUUUCCCCACCUUAGAUGCGUACAGCUUAAACUUCCUCCUGCAAGUCCAGUGUGCUGUGCUCCGCCGCCCUGUCAACAUAUCCGGGAUGACCCACACGAGUUAGGAAGGGAUGGAAAACACUUAAAAGAAAUGAGGAAUAUUCGACACCCGCUCAUCCGAAUUUAGAAGAUCAUUUAUAACCAAAGAGAUACUAGUCGAAGCGACUGACUAAAGCGCGAAUUCACCAUGGGUUGUGUGGGCUCAAAAAAGGAGCAAGAGCCUCACAGCAAAGGAACAGGUAAUGAUGAUCUGCAGAACCGAGCACAGACCGCCCACUAUGUCAAAGACCCAACCACAGGAAACUCUGGGAAUAAAGCUGCCAAAAUGCCUUCCAAUGCAAACAUUGCAGAUGGGGAGAGUAUUGCCAUGGCACUGUACGACUAUGAGGCCAUUCACGAGGGAGACCUUGGCUUCAAGAAGGGAGAUAAGCUGAAAAUCUUAGAAGAAUCAGGCGAGUGGUGGAGAGCUAUGUUAAUCAGCACAGGUCAGGAAGGCUACAUCCCCAGUAACUAUGUAGCCAAAGAUACUCUGGAGGCAGAGGAGUGGUUCUUUAAGGGCGUAAGCAGGAAAGAUGCUGAGAGGCAGUUGCUGGCCCCUGGGAACAAAAUUGGAUCCUUCAUGAUCCGAGACAGUGAGACUACCAAAGGCAGCUACUCUCUGUCUGUCAGGGACAAUGAUCCUCAGUCCGGCGACACAGUGAAGCAUUAUAAGAUUCGUACACUGGAUAAUGGAGGAUUCUACAUCUCUCCCCGCAUCACUUUCACCACCCUGCAGGAGCUGGUCAGCCAUUACAAGAAGCAAGGAGAUGGUCUCUGUCAGUCCCUGACCAACCCAUGCUUGAGUCCAAAACCUGAAAAGCCAUGGGAGAAGGAUGCGUGGGAAAUCCCAAGAUCUUCACUCAAACUGGACAAGAGGCUUGGUGCUGGCCAGUUUGGAGAAGUGUGGAUGGCCACAUACAACAAACACACCAAGGUAGCAGUGAAGACCAUGAAGCCUGGCAGCAUGUCAGUGGAAGCCUUCAUGAUGGAGGCCAACCUCAUGAAGACUCUACAACAUGACAAAUUGGUUCGACUUCAUGCUGUCGUCAGCAAAGAGGAGCCAAUCUAUAUUAUCACAGAGUUCAUGGAGAAAGGUAGUUUAUUAGACUUCUUAAAGAGUGAUGAGGGCAACCGAGUCCAGCUUCCAAAGCUCAUUGACUUCUCUGCUCAGAUUGCAGAGGGGAUGGCCUACAUUGAGCAGAGGAACUACAUCCACAGAGACUUGAGAGCUGCCAACAUCCUGGUCAAUAAGGCUUUGGUGUGCAAGAUUGCCGACUUUGGCCUGGCUCGUAUCAUUGAAGACAACGAGUACACAGCCAGGGAAGGUGCUAAGUUCCCCAUUAAAUGGACAGCCCCUGAGGCCAUAAACUACGGUUCUUUCACAAUCAAAUCUGAUGUCUGGUCCUUUGGCAUCUUGCUGACUGAGAUUAUCAGCUAUGGGCGUACACCAUACCCCGGUAUGACCAAUCCAGAAGUGAUCCGCCACUUGGAGAAGGGCUACCGAAUGCAACGUAUGGAUAGCUGUCCCAAGGAACUAUAUGACAUCAUGAUGGAGUGCUGGAAGAACAAACCUGAGGACCGCCCCACCUUUGAUUACCUGCAGAGCGUCCUGGAGGAUUUCUACACAGCCACAGAGAGCCAGUAUCAGCAGCAGCCAUGAGGCUAAUGUUUCAGAGCACCUCCAUUCACACCUACUGUAACUUCUACAGGAAGCAAUGCAGCUCAGGUCACACACACAUAUAUACUAUCUCUACCGUUCUGUCUAUCUGCCUCUCAAUCUCUUUCUAAUUUAUAAACAUAUAAUGCUUAGUAAUAAGGGACUGUACAGCAAUUAUAGAUGGAUGAAAGUUUUCUUUAAGGAAGCAGCCACAAUGUAAGAUUCUUAAUUUUGUUAAUAGUCCCACAGGUUUGUUAUAUCUGCAGCCUCUGAUAUAAUAAGUGAUGCACAAACACAUCCGUCAUUUGUACCUGUAGUCAUUUUUUUGUAGUCAUUUUAUUACAGACUGCACGUAUCAUGGAUUACUGUAAGGAUGAGGAAUGUUACGCACAGGACACAUUGUCUGACAUUUUGGGAUGGGUGAGUUGCAUUACUUCAUUUUGCAGGCGAGGCAUGGGUUAGAAGGACCAGAAAGACUCUCCUGAAAAGCGUAUUUCCAGGAACUCUGGAGGAAUUGCAAAACCAGAGUCUACAUGUAGUCUACAUGUUCCAGGGAAAUAAUUUUACCUCCAAAAACCUCCCCCCACAAAGUCCAAGAACUCUAGAUUCCAGGAACUUUAGGGGUGGAGCUUUCCGUUUUUCAACCUUUCUGUUUUCUAGAAUAACACCAACUUGUCUGAACUGGAGGAGUUUGUGGUAUAGCUCUAUAUGAUGGUAUAGUGCUUCCAAGCGUUUCCACAUGCAAGCAGACUAGUUUACCUAACCAAAAGGAGGUCUAGACUUUCAUAACCAAUGCAUGACGUAACCUUUUAGUUCCUUGAAAAAAAGAUUCCUGGGUAAUAUGUAUAUGUACUGCACGUGAAGAGCGCCUGCAGAGUUCAGAAUGGCGAAUUUGCAAGAGACAGAAAACUAUUUUACUAAACAAAAACAAACUAUAAAUAGCCCUGCGUGUUUUUGUUCUUAUCAGCACUGUAAUUUGUGUACAGUCCCUAACAUUCGAAUGCCUUUGAAGGGUUUUUUUAAGCUCAUAUUAAACCAUAACUCUCUCACUCACAAAAUAUUAUGGUAGCACAAACAUGGCCCCAUUCACAAACACCUGGAGAUUGCUGUUAUGCUCUAGCGCACAUUGUCCAGCCAUCAACCACAACACAGAUGUUCACAGGAAAAUGUGUCCAGCUCUGAUAAAACUAUAAUCAAACAAGCAAUCCUGCCACUGCUCACCAUCCUCCCAUAAAACUGUGGUGUUUCACAGGAAAGCGGGUAUUGUCUGGCUGGUUGUGCUUAAAUGUACUAUUUAUACUUUUCAUUAUGCUGUGGAUUCAGCAUUACUUCUUUAUAGUGCCUUUUGCAGUGGAUCUUUCUUGCAUAUUCUGUAUAGACAUUGAUAUAUAUGAAGAGAUGCAAAAAUUCAGCUAAUGAUACUUGAUGAUUCCUAAAUGUUUCUCUUUUAUUACUUAAAUUAUUGAGAAAGCAGUGCAUAGGUACAUUUCACAUUAUACAUUUUUAAUUUUAUGAUCUGAACACCAUUGUAUCUUCAAUGGAAGUGUCUUCCUAACAACAAAAGCCUUUUUUUUUCUUUCUUUUUUGUGAAGGAACGAUGACUGCUCUAUUUUAUUUUCAUUAUGUAUCUCAUCUUGAAAAUAGUAGAUUUCUUGCACAAUACAACAAGCAUUUUCUUCUGUAGUUGAUCAGUAAUAGUAAAUCAUAUACUAAAAGCAAUGCUAUGUUUACUACUUGAGUGGUUCUAAUGCAUUUCAGGGGCCCCAGAUGUCACGGGAGCUUUUUGAGGGAAAUGUAAGAUUUCAUGAUUUCAUGCUGUGACAAAUUUAAUGCCAUUCAUAGAGUGGGAACUGUGAGCAAAACAUAUGAGAGCUUUUUUCCUUAUAUAAAGAGGUAUGAUUCAUUAACAAUGGUGACUAAAUCAUUGCCAGCACUGUAUAUAGUUAUAUUCACAAAGUUGAGGAUAUUUUAGUGUUUUUCUUAAUUCUUCGAUAUAAAACCCUUGUAAUAUUUGUGAGAUGCUUGAUUCUGUCAAUGCAACUGUCAUGAAACAGAAUAAACUACUUUAAAAACUA